This is a messenger RNA of Megalops cyprinoides (Indo-Pacific tarpon), 1826 nucleotides long. RefSeq names its product tumor necrosis factor alpha-induced protein 8-like protein 2. Bases 282 to 842 code for a protein of 186 amino acids. Gene Ontology annotation, cellular component: cytoplasm. NCBI's taxonomy places the organism in Eukaryota, Metazoa, Chordata, Actinopteri, Elopiformes, Megalopidae. Gene Ontology annotation, biological process: regulation of apoptotic process. The transcript has 3 exons. The record is from RefSeq and is a predicted model, not a curated record.
AAAGAGAGUGAGAGAGUGAUACAGAGAGAGAAAAAAAAAACACACACACUUAGGGGCGUGUCACCUGCAAUUAGUUCCUCAAGGAAGUAGAAGUCAGAUUAUCUUGACGGCGAGCUGCAGAGAGAGAGAGCACAGCGGUGCAGCUGUGUGGAUCCUUCCCUUACCGCCUCGCACACGGGCACCGCUUCCACUGAGCAGCGACCGAAGACCUGAAUGCUGAUCACCUGACCAGCGCUGAUCACAGAGCAGGAGAGAGGGAGACCCGCAGACACGCAGCUUCAAUGGAGACCUUCAACUCCAAAGACUUGGCCAUGAAGGCCCAGAAGAAGAUCUUCAGCUCCAUGGCCAACAAGUCGAUGGUGCACAUGUUCAUCGAUGACACCAGCAGCGAGAUCCUGGACGAGCUGUACCGUGUCUCCAAGGAGCACACAGGCAACAAGACCGAGGCCCAGAAGGUGGUGAAGAACCUGAUCAAGGUGGCAGUGAAGAUCGGCGUGCUUUACCGCCACAACCGCUUCAGCACCGAGGAGCUGGGCAUGGCCCAGGACUUCAAGAAGAAGCUGCACCAGGGCGCCAUGACCGCCAUCAGCUUCCACGAGGUGGAGUUCACCUUCGACAAGGCCGUGAUGUCUGAGAUCCUGACGGACUGCCGGGACACAGUCCUCAAGCUAGUGGAGAAGCACCUCACGCCCAAAUCCCUGGGGCGCAUCAACCACGUCUUCAACCACUACGCCGACCCCGAGCUGCUGACCCACCUGUACAGCCCAGAGGGGUCAAUGCGGGCCCACCUCACCAAGAUCUGCACCGGUCUCAACAAGCUGGUGGAGGAGGGCAAGCUAUGAGCCGCCGGCGUCUCGCGUCAGACUGGAGGGAGUCGGGCCGGAGGGGGACCCAGGGACAGCCCAGGGGGGAGAGGUCGAAGGCCCCACCCUCCUUGCCUGACAUGGGGGGGAAGUCUGUGGUCAAGCAGCAGGCUGGAUCUGUCCUGUCUGUCAAACGCAAGACCCGGGACAUGACGCCCAAAGAGGAUUUCCCAUAGCGAGAGACAAUGAGCUCAUUUUGUCCCGUCUGUUAUGUGUGGGUGUGACAUCGUACCCUGCGUGGUCGGUAAAUGUUGGGACAAUUGGAUGGUAAUCCGCAUCCCUGGUUGUUGGAGCCACUCUGAACUGCUCUUAUCUCUAUUUCUCUCUUAUCAGUUACAAUAAGGCUUUUUUUCUUUUUGAUUUUGGACAAUUACACUUGAGGCUGCAAUCUUAUGAUUAACAAAGCAACUUGUACCCUGCAGAUUUUAUACUGUGCAAAGGAAUUGUUUGUAUGAACAGUAUACCUACAGUAUGAGAACAUAAAGUGACUUUAUUCAGUAAGGGCCUCUGUAACAGUGAGGUAUUUGUCCUAGGAAGCCAAGCCAAUGAUUUUCAAAGGUUGUGAUUUUUCACGGAAAACUUUGAAAGCUUGGGUAGAUAAUGUACGAAUUACAUGAUUAAAUGAUUUUCAGUAUAAACAUUAAAGGACAUAUUAGUAAGCAAGAAAACGAUAAAGCCUGGGAAGUUGAAAGUGGAAACAAAACUGUACUGCCCUCUAGUGUUGGACUGAAGUGUUACAAGUGUUCUUUACAUGUGGAUUGCCCAGAAAUAACGCCUGAUAUUUUUUGCUUUGUUGUUAAGGGGUGGCAUGGGAAACAAAAAUCUGUCAAAGAGAACUGAAGCAUAUCUAUAGAAUUAUAUACUACAUGUGCAUUCAUGUACAUGAAGUAAAAUCUAUACAACAUAAAUCUAUGUUUUGUUUUGUGUUUAUUUUUAUAAAAUAUGAGGCAUUACAUUCUGGCA